AUGAAGCCGCCACAACGGUUGGGAGUAGCCCGCGCGCAGGGCUACUGCGUCAACUGCCUUGCGCUCACCCACACUACCGGGGAAUGCGACUCGCUGGGUAGUUGCAAGACCUGCGGGCUAGCGCACCACACGCUGCUGCAUGUGGCAGCCAACACCCAUGCGCGCACGGGGCCAAGGGAACAGGGGCCCAAGAAGAGAAAACCGGCCACAAAGGCCCCAAGGAGCGUCAAGCGGCGCGCACCGCCGAAGAAAAAGGCGCUGAAGAAGGCGCAGAAGAACCCGCGCAACCAGGCGCCGCAACCGCCGCGCAAGAAGACCGCCCAACGGACGAUCGCGCGCACUCCCCAAGGCUUUCAAACGUCCAAUUUCCAGGGCCGCACUACCCGCCGCGUCCUUGGCAACACGAUCCGCGCCCUGAAAGAGCUGCAGGAGAGGCUCAGCAACGCAUUCCUGCAGGGCGGGGACGAUGUUUAA
Molecule: messenger RNA, 474 nt
Organism: Rhagoletis pomonella (apple maggot)
Lineage: Eukaryota; Metazoa; Arthropoda; Insecta; Diptera; Tephritidae
Exons: 1
Coding region: 1-474 (157 amino acids)
Source: RefSeq, a predicted model, not a curated record